AGAAACAAAUCAAGUAAAGAACGCUAUUGUUAUUGAAAGGUAACAUGAAAUGUGAACAAAACUGAAAUUGGGGCUUAAGAAUAUAAAAAACAAUGCCUUGUUUCCUGUGCGUGAGUGGUUCGAAGGAUGUAAGAAUUUUACCAGAAUGUAACCAUGCAUUCUGCGAGGACUGUCUCACUGAAUACAUCACAGCCACCUUUGAAACAACCAAAAAUAAGGGCAAGAAGAAGAAAAAAUAUAUUUUUAAGUGUCCACAAUGCUCACAACAGUUUCAAGGUCCAGAUGCAAAAUCACUAAUUUCUGAAUGGAUACGCCAAUUACGGAUAUUGCCCUGUAAGCCAUCUGAAGAAAACAAAACGGAGACUGUUCUUACCGAAAGUGUAACCGAACAUCACGAUAUAACCAGCACUUGUGAUUUGAUUAACGCAACACUCGAGCCUCAAAAGUAUACGUUCGAGUAUGAAGACCAAGUUUCAGGUAAAACAAGCCAUAGAAAAGAGGUAAUUGAUUCAACUGAAAUGAGUUACAAAUUUUGCUCUGUACAUCGUGAAAGAAAUGUUGAGUUCUACUGUUGCAGCCAUGAUGAAUUUAUAUGCCGCAUGUGCAUUAUCAGAAAACGAAACCACCGGCAUUGUGAAAACAUUGUUGAUUUGGAAGACGCCGGUAAGAUUAUUCGGAAAGACGGAAUACAUUUGACAGUGUUAAGCGAUCUUGAAGAUGUAAAGGAAUACAACGAACAUCUUAUUAAUGAAAUAGAAGAAUCUAGAAAAACAUCUGAAUCUCAACGUUUAGAAAUAGGAAAGACGUUUGAAAUAGUUCGACAAAAAGCUUUACAUUUCAUUGAUAAACACGAGAAAGCCUGUCUGAAGACUUUUGACGAAGUUAUGGACAACCAAUCAGCACAAUUAAACAAUUCAAAAGCUGAACUCAAAUCCAACCUUAAAGAAACUGAAGACAUUACAAUACAGUUAAAAGAUAUUAUUGAAUCCGACGAAAAAAGUUCCUACUUAUUUCCAACUGUUUUAAAAAUAAUAAGGGACAUUUAUGAGAAGAAGGCGAAUAUCCGUGACAAUUAUUUGCCGUCGACUGUAACAAAGCUAAAAAUACAAGAAUCGGAGACUGAACUUCUAGAAAAAAGUUGCAAAGGGGUUCAUAUUGCAUACGAAAACAGGAAAGUGACACUUUCAUCUUUUCCAUUUCUUCGUGCAUCACCUGUAAGUCUACUCAGAGCGGUUUCUGAAGAUUCAGAUAUUCAAACUUCAGUUUUGGAAAAUCUAGAUCAAAACAAGAUAGUUAUAAAACAAUCUUCCGAGCUUCAGCAAGCUGAAAGUGUACUAUGUAAAAGAGAUGCAGGCAAAGAAAAACUCACAGACAAGGAGGACACAGUUUCGCCAUUAAACAUAUUUCUACAAAAUCUGUUUCAGAAAGAUGCAGACAAGACAUUGACAAUAGAAAAAGAAAACGAAAAGAAAUUUGCGUACAUUGCAAAAAAACACGAACAAGACAUACAAAAACAUGUCGGCAUAGGUUCUUUAUUGGAAGUGAGAAACCCUACAAGAAGUCUUACCCAAGCAAAGAAACAUCAAAAGAACAUUAUUUUGCCAGAUUUGAGACGCACCAGCAGUACAAACUUGGUGUUACCUUAUACACAGCAAUGCUGGGUGGCUGAUUGCCUUGUGUUGAAGAAAGGUAAAUUGAUAAUAUCAGAUGCACUGCAUAAUAGAGUUGUAGUUACAAAUGAUGACUUCUCUUUUGUUUCUGACAUGAUCAUGAAUUGCCCCCCUGGACAUAUGGCUGUUAAGGAGAACGGAUCCAUUUUGGUUUGUCAAAACGGAACGAACAGAAUUUCCUGUUUUGAUAUGGAUACGGAUGCCGAGUUAAAGCUGCAGUUAAACAUUACUCUGCCAUGGCAUCCAAAGAGCAUAAACUCGUUACCGAACGGGGAUGUCCUAGUUUCGAUGCAGGCACAGGACUACGCGUGGAAAAUUAUUAAAUUGCAAAGGCAUGAUGACGACACUUUCAAAAGGUUUAACACUGUUACCCAAUCACUGGACGAUGGGUAUUCGCUGCAUGUUGCUGUCGGUCACACUGGUUCACCGCUCGUUAUUCAAUGUUGUGAAUCUAAAGGAGUCGUAAAAGGAUUUGAUCUUGACGGAAAUCAGACGUUCUCAUAUGAAUGUGACAAGCCCGAGGCUGCCACACAUGACAAAUAUGGGUUUAUAUAUGUAGUCGAGUUCUCUGGUGUGGUCCACGUACUAAGGCAAGAUGGAACACCUCUAGGUGUAAAUCAUAUUUCAAAUAUGCACAAGUGCAAGAGGAUUGUUUACGAUGAGAGAAAUGACCGUCUUAUUGUUACAUCCUACAAGGGCAGUACACUCCAUGUGUUACAUAUAGGCUACAGCAGUAUUUGA
This is a messenger RNA of Mya arenaria, 2411 nucleotides long. RefSeq lists its product as uncharacterized. Lineage: Eukaryota; Metazoa; Mollusca; Bivalvia; Myida; Myidae. The transcript is spliced from 2 exons. Bases 93 to 2411 code for a protein of 772 amino acids. The record is from RefSeq and is a predicted model, not a curated record. Gene Ontology annotation, molecular function: zinc ion binding.